This is a messenger RNA of Gordionus sp. m RMFG-2023, 2090 nucleotides long. RefSeq names its product nucleolin-like. The transcript is spliced from 18 exons. Gene Ontology annotation, molecular function: single-stranded RNA binding; mRNA binding; translation regulator activity. The record is from RefSeq and is a predicted model, not a curated record. Lineage: Eukaryota; Metazoa; Nematomorpha; Gordioida; Chordodea; Parachordodidae. Gene Ontology annotation, cellular component: cytoplasm. Gene Ontology annotation, biological process: positive regulation of cytoplasmic translation. Bases 43 to 1929 code for a protein of 628 amino acids.
UCGUGUAACUAAAAAUAUUAUAAAUCUAUAUUUCCUUCAAACAUGGUUGUAGCGAAAAAGUUAAAGCAGAUUAAUGGUAUGGCCAAGGCUGAAAAUCAAGAAAAUUCUAAAUUGAAAAGAAAAAAAGAAAUUAAGGCAGAAGAAACCGAAGAAAUUCUAAAACCCAAAUCUAAAAAAGCAAAAUUAUCCAAAGAAAAGGAGAUAAAAAAAUUAGAAGUUCCUAAAAAAGUUAUACAAAAACAAGAUUCCAGUUCAGAAGAAUCAAGUGACAGUGAAGAAGAAACUAUUCAACCACCUACCAAAACCCCUACAAAAAAUAAUAUAACUACUAAGGAAAAGGAAACAAAAAAAGUGGAAAUUUCUAAAAAAGUUACCCAAAAAGAAGAAUCUAGUUCAGAAGAAUCAAGUGAUAGUGAAGAAAUUAUUCAACCACCUACCAAAACUCCUACAAAAAAUAAUUUAGCUACUAAAGAAAAGGAAACAAAAAAAGUUGAAAUUUCUAAAAAAGUUUCCCAAAAAGAAGAAUCUAGUUCAGAAGAAUCAAGUGAUAGUGAUGAAGUAACUACCAAACCACCUACCAAAACUCCUACAAAAAAUAAUUUAGGAAAUGGGUCUACAAAAACUAAAAAACUUCCAGCUGAAAUAAAACAAAUUGCCUCUAAAGAAGAAGAUUCUGAUGAUGAUGAUGAUGAUUCUGAUGAAGAUAUGGAGGAGGAUGAAAAAAAUAAUAAAAGCAAUAUACCUUCCAAACCAAUUAAACCAUCAACAGAAAUCAAACAAAACGCCCCUAAAGAAGAUGAUUCAGAUGAUGACUCAGAUGAAGAGUCAGAUGAUGAAGAAGACGAGGAAGAAAGUAAUGUUAAAGUCUCCACUAAGCCUAAGCCAACUGAAAAAUCUCAACAAAUUGUGAAAGCAGUGGCUAAAGAAGAGAGCGAUCCAUCUGAUGAUGAGGAGGAGGAAGAUGAUGACGAAGAAGAGGAUGAUGAGGAAGACGAUGAUGAGGAAGAAUCACAAGUCAAAGCAAAACCUAAAACUACAGGUGCUGGUGAUACAAACGCUGUUGCCCAAAUAAAAAGCAUGAACAUCAAAUUUAAAGGAACCACUUUACCAACCUCCAAAACCCAGUUAUUAAAAAAAUUGAAAGAAUGCGGCAUGGAUCUUGAGAAUGUUAUAGUCGAGAACGAUAAUCUGAUCGGGUUUUUAAAUUUCGCCAAUUUGACCGCUUUUGCCCCGCCUAAGCAAGCACAAAGUUUUAAUCAAAAUUCAGGAGGUACAACCUGUUACAAUUGCAAUCAAGUAGGUCAUAUGUCUUUUGAAUGCCCUCAAAAGAAGAGUGGAGGUGGAUCACGACCCGGCGUCACUUGUUACAAUUGCAAUAAAGAAGGACACAUGUCCAAAGACUGCCCAGAUAAAUCUUCAAGAGGUGGUGGUGGAGGAGGAGGAGGUUGUUUCAAAUGUGGCGAAGAAGGCCAUUUCUCAAGGGAAUGCCCUAAUGGAGGAGGGGGUGGCGGUGCUAGAAGAGACGGGCCAAAACCUCCGACCCUUUUCGUUAAAAAUCUUCCCGAAAGUGUGAGCGUUGAUAAAUUGGAUUCUAUUUUCACUGAAGCGAAGGAAUGCAGGAUUCCACAAGUGUUUAAGGGAUUCGCUUUCAUAGAAUUCGAUUCAGAAGAAAAAUUGGAAAAAGCUUUGAGGGAAAAUUCCGGUGCGACAGUUGAUGGAUCAGAGAUUCAUAUUAGCAAAUCGAAUCCCCCAAGUGGAGGAAACAGCAGAGGUGGAGGUUUCACUCCUCGUGGAGGUCGAGGUGGAAGUCGUGGCGGGCCUAGAGGUGGCAGUGGUAGGGGUGGUUUUAACAAAGGUAUGAACGCGAAAAUUGAUCUAUCUCCUUUCCCCGGAUCUAACAAAAAAGUCGUUUUUGAUGAUGAUGAUUAGAUGAAUCAAGAAAACUUUUUUAAUCAAAUAUUUUUAGAUGUUUUUUUGUACAUAUUGUUUAUGUAUCAUAAUUUGUCACAAAAUAAAUAUAUUAUUUAGAACUAUCGGAUAUUUUUUAAAUAGUAUCCCAAUUAUUUAAAUUAUAAAAACAUAUUACCGAC